AUGGCGCCAACUGAUCAAGUACACGGAGGCGGCUAUCUCGCUCGCACUAUUCUAAACUGGUCCGCAGAUGAGACAGUGACGGCCAUACGCGAGGGGCGUGUCACUGCCCGUCGCUAUAUUACCACUGUUCUCGAGCAGGCCAAGCACGGUGCCUCGCUCAAUGCCAUCGUGACGCUGCUCCGAGACGAGGCUCUCGAGGCCGCCGACGAGGUUGAUGCAGCCAUUGCCCGCGGCGCCGAGCUGCCGCCUCUUGCCGGCCUGGCCAUUGUCGCCAAAGACAAUAUCAAUCUGGAAAAUGUACCCACGACGGCUGGAACCCCGGCGCUGCGCCAUUCCAAGCCCAACAAUACCGCGCCAAGCCUGCGCAAGCUCAUGACCGCCGGCGCCAUUGUCAUUGGCAAGGCCAAUAUGCAUGAGCUCGCCUUUGGCGUCACCAGCACAAAUUUUGCUUCUUUUGCUCUGCCUGUGCACAAUCCGUAUGCGGUCAACAUGAUUCCCGGCGGCUCGUCUGGCGGCACCGCCGCGGCCAUUUCGUCCCAUGUGGUCCCUUGUGGGCUGGGCACGGACACGGGCGGCUCUGCCCGCAUUCCGGCCGCCCUCACCGGCAUUGUCGGCUUUCGCCCCUCGCUCGGCGACGGUGGCUCCGAGAAACGCUAUCAAGACGACCAUGCCGUCGUGCCCAUCAGCCACACGCGCGACACGGUCGGCACAAUGGGUCGGACUGUCGCCGACGUGACUCUUCUCGAUUCCAUCAUUGCAGGCGAAGCUCGUCCCGAGGCCGCUGAUAUCGCUGGUGUCCGAUUUGGCGUGCCACCUGUAUUAUGGAGUGGGCUCGACAGGAAUCUGGAAAAAGUCGUCUUGAAAGCGCGCCAGCUGCUCGAGCAAGCCGGUGCCGUCAUGGUGGAUGCUGACAUGCCCGACCUCAUUGCUCUCGAUAACAAAAUCUCUCUCCCCCUCGCCCUGCACGAACCACGAACGGACAUUCCUGCAUAUUUGAGAGCGUCGGGCAUCAAAGACGUCACAUUUGACGACAUUGCCCGACGUGUUGCCAGCCCAGAUGUCCGGAAGUUGUUCACGAUGGUCACGGACGACGUGCUUGGUGGCCAAUACAAUGAAGCCGUCACCGUGCAUCGUCCAGCGCUGCAACGCAUGUACGCCGACUACUUUAUCAGGGCCAACGUGUCUGCCAUUCUCUUUCCCACGACGCCGCUGCCCGCUACACCCAUCGACCACUGGCACGGCUCGGGCAACGUCUCCAUCAACGGCGGGCCGCCACAGGACACAUUUGCCACCUACAUCAGCUUCACCUCGCCCGGUAGCGACGCCGGCAUCCCAGGGCUGAGCAUCCCAGCCGGCCUCACGAGCAAGGGCCUGCCCGUGGGCAUCGAAAUCGACGGGCCUCUCGGCAGCGACGCCCGUUUGCUGGCUCUGGGCCUGGCCAUGGAAAAGAUUCUGGGUCGCCUGCCGCCUCCUAAAAGGUUCGCCUCACCCCAUGAGCAUCAUGACUCGGUGUUGUAA
Messenger RNA from Beauveria bassiana ARSEF 2860, 1518 nucleotides. Its product is annotated as amidase-like protein. The transcript has a single exon. Gene Ontology annotation, molecular function: catalytic activity. NCBI's taxonomy places the organism in Eukaryota, Fungi, Ascomycota, Sordariomycetes, Hypocreales, Cordycipitaceae. The coding region runs from base 1 to 1518 and encodes 505 amino acids. The record is from RefSeq and is a predicted model, not a curated record.